Molecule: messenger RNA, 2652 nt
Organism: Clonostachys byssicola
Lineage: Eukaryota; Fungi; Ascomycota; Sordariomycetes; Hypocreales; Bionectriaceae
Source: the annotation of a GenBank genome assembly
AUGGCUCCGACCUUUGAGCUGGAGUCGAGAGGAGAGCCACCGGGCAGAACCUGCCAGUGGUCGAACACGGACUGGGGGAAGGCCUGGCCGGAGGUGGCGGCACGGAGAUCUCCGUUGAAACCGAAGGACUCCAGGACGGGGAGGGCGCUGCUCCUCGUUGAAGACGUGACCACGUCUGCGGGUAAGGACACCGUAGACACCACCCAUGGCGUUCUCGGGUACCUGAAUCUCGACCAGGUAGACGGGCUCGAGCAGAGCAGGCUCGGCCAGAAGGGCAGCGGCGUACAGGACACGACGAGCAGUGGGGAUGAUCUGGCCACCACCACGGUGGAUAGCAUCAGCGUGCAGGGUCACAUCAAGGAUGUUGAAGCGGGUAGAGCGCAUGGGCUCCUCAGCAACGGGACCUUCACGGGUAGCCCACUGGAAACCGGAGACGACGGAAUCCUUGAUUUCGUUGAGGUACUGGACGGCCUUGGUCUGGUCAACCAGCAAGUUGGCGCCAGUGCCAUCAGGACCGAAAGUCCAGAUCUUACGGGCGUCAGUGACAUCCCAGCCGAAGUCGUCAGCGAGGACACGGGCACGGGCCUUGAAAUCGUCACGGGCGGAAACCUUGCCAGCCUCGAUGGCGAGAGAGAGCUCCUCCUCAAUAGGCUCAGCAACCAUGUACAGACGGUUGUGCUUGUUGGGGGACUUGGAGAGAGCAGUGAUGCUCGACUUGCCCUGGACAGUCUCACGGUACUGGACGACGGGGUCGGAGAUAAUCAGAGGGAUACCGGCGUGGUCCUCCUCAAGAUCCUUCAAGCAAAUCUCGAGAUGCAACUCACCGGCACCAGCAACGACGUGCUCACCGGACUCAGAGGUGUAGGUAAGGACGCAAGGGUCGGACUUGGAGAGACGCUUGAGACCUUCGACCAGCUUGGGAAGAUCCUGGGCGUUCUUAACCUGGACGGAGCGCUGCACGACGGGGGAGACGGAGAACUUCAUGACCUUGAGGUUGUGGGCAGUCUCAGAGGUGGUAAGAGUACCAGACUUAAGCAGGAACUGGUCGAUACCGACGAGACCGACAAUGUUUCCGGCGGGCAUGUCGUCAAUGGGGUCGACCUUGCCACCCAUCAUCAGGACGGUACGCUGAAUAGCCUUGAUGAAGAGAUCAUCCUUCUUGCCAGGGGUGUAGUUGGGACCCUGGAUGCGGACCUUGAGACCGGAGCGGACGGUACCGGAGAAGACACGACCGAAGGCGUAGAAUCGACCCUUAUCGGAAGUGGGCACCAUCUUGGAGACGUAAAGCAUGAGGGGACCCUUGGGGUUGCAGUCACGGAUACCAAUGGCGGCCUCGUCGUCAAGAGGACCCUCGUACAGAGUCUCAGCACGGUACUUCUGGGCAGUGACGGGAGAAGGAAGGUGGAGAAUCAUCAUCUCCAGAAGGGCGUCGGCAGCGGGGAGGAAAGUGCGCAUGACAACCUUGAGCAGCUGCUUGCCCUCCUUCUGGCGGUCAUCGGCAGAGAUCUUGAGCUGGAGCUUGUCCAGAAGAGUGGUGAUCUCGUCGUUCUUGAAGUUCAUGACGGCGGAGAAGAUCUUGAAGAUGGGGUCCAGGAUGAACUGGUUGAAAGCACGCUCAAGCUGCUUGCCCUCGUGGGUACCAGACUUGGACCACUUCUUGGUGUGGGGGUUGAAGUAGUUGUCGCCCUACAAGUGAUUUCGAGUAAGUACACAAUCAUUGAAAUGCAACUGGCCUGUACCGCCAUCGUGGGAGGGGAGCAUCUGCAUUCAAGCAAGGAGGAAACUUACCCAGAGACGCUCCAUCAUCUUGCCCUUGUCAACACCGAACUUCUUGGCGUAACGGACAGCGAACUGGCGGAUAGUGAAGGCCCAGCCGUGGAGACCGGAACCGAAGGCAACGGUACCCUUGUAGGGGUAGACCUGGACAUCACCGAGAGUCUUGUCAAAGUAGGUGGAGAUGAUGACGUUAACGGACUCGAUGGUACGGGAGAAGGACUGGUAAAGAUCCUCCUUGGAGACCUGAAGCUCGAGAAGAGCACGGUCGACCUUGUUGAUGAUGAUAACGGGCUUGAUACGCUCACCAAGGGCCUGACGGAGCACAGUCUCGGUCUGAACGCAUACACCUUCGACAGUGUCGACGACGACGAGGGCACCGUCAGUGACACGGAGAGCAGCAGUAACCUCAGAGGAGAAAUCAACGUGACCGGGGGAGUCAAUCAGGUUGAUCAAGAAGUCCUGACCAUCGGUCUUCUGGCCAACGAUAUCCUUGAUAUCCUCGGGGUCAUCAAGAUGACCGUACAGAGAGAUAGCGGUGGACUUGAUGGUAAUACCACGCUCCUGCUCAUCGGCACGAGUAUCGGUGGCACGGGCCUCACCAGCCUUGGCGGAGGAGAUAAUACCGGCCUUGGACAGCAGGGAGUCGGUCAGAGUCGACUUGCCGUGGUCGACGUGGGCAAUGACGGACAUGUUUCGGACAUUGGUGGGCUUGUCCAUGAGGGCCCGGACCUCGUCGACCGUGAAGCUAUCAUGGUGAAGCAAUAUGUCAGCAAACUCUGUUUUUUCCUUUCUGAGGGCAUAGUGUUAUCUCCGGAGGGGCAGGGCGCUGUUUUUUUUGCGCUCUGGCGCCUGCGUCGCUGCAUCGAGGACGACUAG